AUGGACAACCAGUUUCAAUUAAAUAUUCGUUCAACAAAACGAAAGUUUUCGCAGCCAGCAAUGAGGUCUACAAUGUCUAGCCAAGGCACUAGAGUUUUUUCUAUUGAUUCAAGUGGAAAUCCUAAUUAUAAUAAAAUGGAGUUUUCGCAUAGGCAUUGCCUUUGGCAAUGCAGACUAAAGCACAUAUUUUUUUAUUAUAUAUGGUAAGGCUUUGCCAAUCAGAAAUGGAAGCUGUGCUGAGUAAGUAAUUCUGAUAAUGCUCAGAGCCAAGCUCUAGUCUGCUUUUAGGAUUGGAUUUUACCACAAGGAAAAGGAGGGUUUAAGUUGAAAAGGAAAAGCCGAGCAACAUCUGCAUGCAAUAUCUAGACCAAUCGGACAACUUCCUAGAUUGAAGCUGAGAGCUGAAUCUCAGACUUUGAAAUUUUCAUUUCUACAGAUAGUAAGCCAGAAAUUCUGUUUUUUCGGUUUUUUGUGUGGACAAUCUUCGUUCAACCCAAACAGAAAGCUGCAGAAGGGCAUAGCCUUGCACUUGAUACUGGAGCCAAUAAGGCAAGAGGAGACUAAUACACAGAACUCUACUUUAUAGGUUCAAUAACCUCAGACGAUGAUGGAGAGAAGAAGGGUAGUGCUCGAGCGUUGAUUACUUGCGAAAAUCAUCAUCUUAUUCAAACAGGUUCUCCUUGGUGAUGUUGCAAAUAAAAUAAAUCUUCUAAGAGAUUAUUAGUAACGGAGUUACCAAUAAGCAAGCCGCUUAACCUUUAAUAAAUCUUAUUUAAGAAAAUCUUAAUUUUAAUAAUAAUGACCAAGCUUGCCAAAACUCACCAUUCAAAUUGAAAAGUGACCGAAAUUUGCCUCAUUUUACCUCCGCUUUAAAUACUUUAAAUAGAACUCAGACAAUGACAUUAGAAUCUGGAGAUAAAUCACCAUCAGUUUCUAACCCAAAAUCAUUUAAAAGAAUAAUAUCAUUUCGUGAUGCUGAGAAUUUACGAACCCAAGAUAAUAAUUCUCAACAAUCUCUUGGAGAAUCCUCUCCAACUAAAACUGUAAGAUUUCUCGAUGAAGAAAAUUCUUUAAAUAAUGACCCUGAGCCUCAGCCAACAAGAAGAAGAGCGAGAAUAAAGACGCUAAAAUUAAAUGUAAAGCCAUGCAAUCUGUAUGAUAUUAAAGAAGAUGAUAGCCUUGAGCAUGAAAAUAUUUUUUUAAAUCAGACUAUAAAAGAAAAAAAUGAAGAGAAUUAUAUUCGCGAUUUAAGCGAAGUAUGAACUCAUAAGCAUUAUAGGUGCCGAGUUAGAGAGUUUUCUAUAAGUCCUGAAGAUGAAUCAAGAAAAUUUCAAGAAAAAAGCCCGAAAUUUGCUAAGGGAGCAAAACUAAAAGAAAUGAUUGGCGAGAAAAAUAUCUCUGACAUAAGGAUAAGAGUAAGAGGAAGUGUGAUUUCAUCUCGCUUGAGCGCUGAUAAGGUUGAUCAAGAUAAUAAAAUUGAGAAAACUGAAAAGAGGAAUUCACUUGAUUCAAUUUCUAAGGAAAGAAAAAUUCAAUUCAGUAGAAAAAUUCAUCCAAAGAGGUGGACUUGGAAAGGUGCAAAUGGAGUUAUUUUUUCUUAA
This is a messenger RNA of Blepharisma stoltei, 1601 nucleotides long. The record is from the annotation of a GenBank genome assembly. Lineage: Eukaryota; Ciliophora; Heterotrichea; Heterotrichida; Blepharismidae.